This is a messenger RNA of Carcharodon carcharias (great white shark), 1993 nucleotides long. RefSeq names its product zinc finger protein 653 (gene znf653). Gene Ontology annotation, molecular function: transcription coregulator activity. NCBI's taxonomy places the organism in Eukaryota, Metazoa, Chordata, Chondrichthyes, Lamniformes, Lamnidae. Gene Ontology annotation, cellular component: nucleus. Gene Ontology annotation, biological process: regulation of transcription by RNA polymerase II. The coding region runs from base 11 to 1873 and encodes 620 amino acids. The record is from RefSeq and is a predicted model, not a curated record. The transcript has 8 exons.
GGCGGACGGGAUGGAGUCCGUUGCUGGGGGGGACUCGGGGGCAAUGCCCCCGCCGCCACCCGGCGACGGGGAAGGGGGCGAGGCGGCCAAGCGGGGCCGCGGGCGGCCGAGGCUGAGCGACAACGACCGGCUGCAGCGGCGGCUCAACAGCCGCAAGAAGUACGACAACCGUCGCAUCUACAUCGGCGAGUCGUACGUGCUGUGGGCCGCCCUGCGGGAGCGCUACGGCUGGUCCGACAAGCGGCUGGCGCUGCACCUGGUGCAGCUGGAGCAGGGCGGCCGCGACAAGCGGCACAGCAAACCCGGAGCAGAGGAACAGAACUCGAAAAUUAAUUCCUCACAAAAAGUGAAGAAGCAAGCAAUUAGCUCACUGAAGACUCUGAUGGUAUGGUAUGAGCACCAUAUGCAGACGUGCAAACAGGAGCCUAUGCUCUAUGAACUGCAGCAGGUGUGUGACUGCUCAGUGGCCAUAGUGUGGCAAUGUGAAGCAGGGCACCAGCACCUGCAGUGUUUAGAACCUGUCCGGAAGAACUGCCACAUCCCAGACGCUGAACCCACCGCCAAGGACAGAGUGACAGUCAGCAGUUCGGAGGAAAAUCGGAGUCAACAGCACUGUCCUGUAGAGAAGAAAGUAAGGAAGGACAAGAGAAGGACAAUCAGAAGGAAACCUGGGCAAUCUAAUGAAUUGUACAUGAAAUGUGAAUCCGACACCUCGACCUGUGAUGAGUCUGACUCGGAUCAGAAAUUCGAGGAAUAUUUCAACGUGAAACUCAUUGAUGUUGAUGCCACUGGGUCUGUUUAUGAAGGCGGAAACAAAGAGGGUGGCGUGAAUGCCAAAGUCUUGAGUUCAGCUGGUAAACCUUCCGAAGAGACAGACAAAACUGGGGAAGGACACGGGACUGAGGUUGGUGAGCUAGCGUCUCCAUGUCGAGCCCAGUCACCAUGCAAGAGCACCGCUGGUGAGGGCACCCAUCUGCCAUUGCCAUCGGAGCUUCCCGCACUGAAUAAUAUAUCACAGACUGUCGAGAAGGAUGCUUUGAGCUCCUUAUCUGCCAACUGUCCUGUAACUGUGCAGAUUUCCACAGUACAGAGUUCAGAGAUCACCAGCAUUACAGACUCAGAGUUUGGACAAGUGCCCUUGGACACUGCACAGCCAGUAAAUCCCACUGAAUACGAGGAAAUGACUUGUACUUUUUCAGAACAAUUGUCUUAUGUGAAUCCAGUGGGUGAAUGUUAUACCAUUGAGGGGCAAAAUGAAGCCACAGAGUGGAGCGAGCAUCCAGGUGUGAUAGGAGAGAGAACUGUCAUUGAUGGCUCUGCAUUGCCUGCAACUGAACCAAGGGAAGCCGCACAGGAAAUGCCACAUAAACCAAAGAGAAAAAAGCGGGGCCACAUUAUAGAUGCCGACGGGAUGUUUCAGCUGUUUCACUGUCCGCACGAAGGAUGCAGCCAGGUGUACAUCACACUGAACAGCUUCCAGAACCAUGUCAACCUUGUGCACAGAAAAGGGAAAACGAAAGUCUGUUCUCAUCCAGGCUGUGGAAAGAGGUUUUAUUUAUCCAAUCAUCUACGGAGACACAUGAUCAUUCACUCAGGUGUGCGAGACUUUAUCUGUGAGACAUGUGGCAAGUCAUUCAAAAGGAAGAACCACCUUGAAGUUCAUCGAAGGAUGCACACGGGGGAGACACCUCUCCAGUGUGAAAUCUGUGGCUAUCAGUGUCGACAGAGGGCGUCGCUGAACUGGCACAUGAAGAAACACGACACGGAGAUACAGUACAACUUCACCUGCGAGUACUGUGGCAAGAAGUUUGAAAAAAUGGACAGUGUCAAAUUUCACAAGUUAAAAAGCCACCCUGAGUGUCAAACCAUGUGAUGCUACUGGACUUGGGACUGUGGUAAUACCUGAGGCACGUGCACACAAACCCUCCUUGACUCUGUAAAUUCUGUGCAAGUACUAUGACUAUAUGGAAAAUGAAAUUUUAUAUUAUUUUCA